This is a messenger RNA of Nicotiana attenuata, 2062 nucleotides long. Its product is annotated as S-adenosylmethionine decarboxylase proenzyme-like. The record is from RefSeq and is a predicted model, not a curated record. The coding region runs from base 407 to 1558 and encodes 383 amino acids. Lineage: Eukaryota; Viridiplantae; Streptophyta; Magnoliopsida; Solanales; Solanaceae. Gene Ontology annotation, cellular component: cytosol. Gene Ontology annotation, biological process: spermine biosynthetic process; spermidine biosynthetic process. Gene Ontology annotation, molecular function: adenosylmethionine decarboxylase activity. The transcript is spliced from 4 exons.
CAAUUUCCAAACAACAAUUCCUCGUACCUUUUCCCUUCUUGCAUAGAAAAAAAAAGGAAAAAAAAAAGAAAGAAAACUCUGCUCUCCAAUCUUCAAUAAAAAACAAAAUAUUGAUGUUUUAAUGGAGACUAAAGGUGGUAAGAAGAAAUCUUCUUCUAAUAUUAGCAAUAAUAAUAAAAAUAUAAAUAAUAGCCAUAUCCAAUACGAAGCUCCUCUUGGUUAUAUUAUUGAAGACGUUCGUCCCAACGGUGGCAUUGAAAAAUUCCGUUCUGCUGCUUAUUCCAACUGCGUGAGGAAGCCAUCCUGAUAAUCCCUUUAUUCCAAUUAUUUUCACCAAUAAUCCGUAACUUUUUAAAAUAAUUCUCAUUUUUAAAAGUUCUGGUUUUCAUCUUUUACUACUACUAAAAUGGCUAGUGCUACUACUGUUUCUGCUAUUUGUUUCGAAGGCUAUGAAAAGCGCCUAGAGAUCACAUUCACCGAGCCACCCAUGUUCACUGACCCAAACGGGCUCGGUUGCCGAGCCCUGACUCGGUCACAACUCGACUCGAUCCUCGAACCCGCUUGUUGCACCAUAGUGGCACACCUCUCCAACACCGAGUUCGAUUCGUAUGUACUCUCCGAGUCGAGUUUAUUUAUUUACCCUUUAAAAAUCAUUUUAAAAACUUGUGGGACCACAAAAUUGCUUUUGUCAAUUCCUCAGAUUUUAAAACUCGCCGAGUCACUCUCACUCGGUGUUGACUCGGUCAAGUACUCUCGUGGAACUUUUAUUUUUCAAAAUUCCCAACCUGCCCCUCACCGUAAUUUUUCUGAAGAAGUGGCAUUUUUGAAUAUGUUUUUCAAAAACGGCCAUGCUUAUGUACUCGGCGAUCUGAACUCGCCGAGUCGGAACUGGCAUGUGUACGUGGCAAAUGUGGGCCCACGUAAGUUGACCAAUCGGAUGGAUGGGAUUACUCUGGAAAUGUGCAUGACAGGCUUAAAAAGAGAGAAAACGGCCGUCUUUUUCAAAAAAUUGGGAGAGGAUUCUUAUAAAAUGACCAAAAUGUCCGGGAUAAGUGAAAUAAUUCCGAGUCAUGAGAUUUGUGAUUUUGAGUUCGAGCCUUGUGGAUAUUCUAUGAAUGGGAUCGAUGGUACAACGUACUCUACGGUGCACGUGACACCAGAGGAUGGGUUCAGUUAUGCCAGCUAUGAAGCCAUGGGGUUAGACCUUGGGUUCGUCGGGCUCGAGCCGUUGAUCAAGAGGGUGCUAAUGUGUUUUGAGCCGGCUGAGUUUAGUGUGGCCAUCACGUGCCAUGGUGGGUCCCAAGGGGAUAUUUUUGCUGACGUGGAUGGUUACUCGUGUGACAGUUGUGUCAAGCAAGAUUUGCCAAGUGGUGGGUACAUAGUCUACCGGUGUUUCACCGUGGCGGCCGAUGCGGAGAAAGGACGCGCGGUCCGCUCUGCCGCCAACUCUGAUUCCAAGGCGGCGGACCACUCCGAUUCCAAGAUGGUGGCGCAUUGCCGGAAGGAAUCGGCGGAGGCGGCAACUGCCUUUUGUUGUGUUGGUUCUUGCUUAGCAUAGUGUUUACAACCCAAUCAGAUUUGUUAGUUAUGUUUAGGGUUUAAUGAUUGGCAUGUUGUAGCAGCAGUUUGUUAAUAUUUUCAUUUUUAGUUUAAUUAGUUCCUUGUGUUUUGGAGUAAAUGGACUUGUAGUCCUACUCAAUCCAGUCCAGUCCAGUCCAGUCUUCUCUUUGUAGUAGUUAUUUGUCUGUGCCUUGAUGUGAGGCUACUCAAUUAGUGUUUGUUACUGCAAAGACUAUGCUUGUUCCCAUGAAUUAAAAUUUGUAACUUUUAAAACGCAUGAAGGAGAGCCUUGGAGCAACAGUGAAGUGAUAUUGUCUUCGUGUGAUCUAUAUAUAGGUCACAUGUUCGAACCGUGAAAGCAGUCACUAAUGCUUGUAUUAAGGUAAGUUGUCUACAUCACACUCUUUGGGGUGCGGCCCUUCCCCAUAAGACCCUACGUGAAAGCAAAAUGCCUUGUGUAUCGGUGUAAUACCUUACAUUAAAUAAGUUUACUUCUUUCUAA